This is a messenger RNA of Vicia villosa (hairy vetch), 1404 nucleotides long. RefSeq lists its product as uncharacterized. Lineage: Eukaryota; Viridiplantae; Streptophyta; Magnoliopsida; Fabales; Fabaceae. The record is from RefSeq and is a predicted model, not a curated record. Gene Ontology annotation, molecular function: protein dimerization activity. Bases 1 to 1404 code for a protein of 467 amino acids. The transcript is spliced from 4 exons.
AUGGGAACUUUCUUUUUAAAAUCAAUUGAUGUAUCUGGAAUUUCAAAGACAUCCGAUAAAGAUUUCAAAAUGCUAGAUCACAUCGUUGAGGAAGUGGGGGUAGAAAAUGUUGUUCAAAUUGUAACAGACAAUGCUGCAAACUACAAGGUGGCUGGACAAAUGUUGAUGGACAAGAGGAAUAUGCUUUAUUGGACACCUUGUGCAGCUCAUUGUAUUGAUCUAAUGUUAGAGGAUUUUGAGAGCAAGAUACCUAUGCAUAAGGAAAUUAUUGCUUCGGGUAAAAAGAUCACAACUUACAUUUAUGCUAGGACAGGUCUUAUAACUUUAUUGCAUCAUUAUACAGCAGGAGGUGAAUUGAUAAGACCAGCUGCCACUCUCUUUGCAAAAUCAUAUUUAUGUUUGGGUUGCUUGAAUGAUAAGAAGGGAGAAUUGUAUAGGAUGUUCACUUCUAAGAAAUGGAAGGAUAGUAAAUUUGCCAAGACAAACGAUGGGAAAUUGGUUGAAAAUAUAGUCACAAAUAGAGACUUUUGGAAGAAUUUGGUUAUUUGCCUUAAGGGUGCUUUUCCAUUACUUAAAAUCUUACGUAUGGUGGAUUCUGAUGAGAAGCCAGCUAUGGGCUAUAUCUAUGAAACAAUGGAUCAAGCAAAAGAGCAAAUUCAAACUAGCUACAAUAAUAAGAAAAAAAAGAUUAUAGAUCACAGAUGGGACAAACAGUUGCAUAGGCCUUUGCAUGCUGCGGGUUACUGUCUUAAUCCAAUGUUGCAUUACAAACCUAAUUUCAAAGCAGACAAUGAAAUUAAACAAGGGAUGUAUGCAUGUUUAAAAAGGAUGAUGGGAGGAGACAUGAAUAUGGUGAAUGAAAUUGAUGGUCAGCUUGAAGAUUUUAAGAGUAAAAAAGGUUUCUUUGGAAGUGAAAUAGCUCAACGUGGACUAGAAAAUAAGACACCAACUCAAUGGUGCGAAUCUUACGAUGAACACCCAGAGUUGCAAAACUUUGCUAUUCGUGUGUUAAGUUUGACCUGCAAUUCUUCUGGAUGUGAGAGAAACUGGAGUGCUUUUGAGAUGGUUCAUACGAAGAAAAGAAACCGGUUGAAACAAAAGACUAUGAAUGAUCUUGUGUAUGUGAUGGAAGAAAAUGCAGGUGGUAAUCAUGUAAAUGUGACUGAUUUAGAUGAAGAUUUGAUGCAAAGUACUGGUGUUAAAUCAACUACACAUGUAGAUGAAUUUGAUGUCCUUGAAACUAUAGAAAGUGACAAUGAAGAACAAAAUGCAGACGAAAGAGAUGGAGAUGAUGAUGAUGAUGAUGAUGAUAGUGGUGGAGGAGAUGAUGAGAUUAGUGAAGAUGAAGGAGAUGAUAUUAUGGGGGAUAAUCCAAAUUAUCGGCGUGUUUGUGAUUUAUUCUAG